CAUGGAAAAUUAUGUACCGUUUCUUGUAAGCCACUGGCGUACAGUCGGAUUGAUUAGUGUCAGCAUAGCGGCUGGGGUUGCGUUGGGACAACUUAAUCAAACACACGAACGGGCAGCAAACAAAAGUCAACGAGUGCACACGAACAGUUCUAUCAAGGCAAAACAAGUGAAACGUGAGUCAGCAAUUGAGCAAAUAAACGAAAUCGAAGACGAUGACGAACAAUCUCUUGAGGAUCAAGAUGUUCUACCAAUCUUAUUCCAAUAUGAGAAACCGAGUGAAGCUGAUUCGAUCAGGAGGUCAGAAGAAUUUUACCUUCGAAUGAAUCAACGUCGUUCUGUACGAGAAAUUAGCUCAGAUCCGGUAGCCUUGGAAGUAAUUGAGAAUAUCAUCAAGACUGGUGGGACCUCGCCAAGCGGAGCGCACACGGAACCAUGGACAUUUGUUGUUGUGAGUAACCUCGAGAUGAAACAACAAAUUAGGCAAAUAAUUGAAGCAGAGGAAGAGAUAAAUUACAAACAGCGGAUGGGCGACGUCUGGGUCCAGGAUUUGCAGCCGGUUGGAACGACCUGGGUGAAAGAGUACCUGACCGAGGCUCCUUGGCUCAUCUUAAUUUUCAAACAGGUUCACGGUUUCAAACGAAACGGACAAAAGAAGAUCCAUUACUACAACGAAAUUAGCGUUUCCAUUGCAACUGGCUUCUUGUUGGCAGCUAUACAAGAAGCUGGAUUGGUAACAGUGACUACUACACCACUCAACUGUGGUCCGAGUAUACGUGUGCUACUCGGUCGUCCAGUAAACGAAAAGUUGCUGUUGUUGCUACCCGUUGGAUACCCAAAAGUUGGAGCUACAGUGCCCGAUUUCAAGCGAAAACCACUUCACGACAUCAUGGUUCAUUACCAGUGAGUUAAAACCCUGUUAAGAUCGGCAAUUAUGUAUUCCCUCUCGACAAACAAUCAUCAUUUUGAGAAAUACACAGGCUCAUUGAAGAGCUCGCUGCCCAGA
Daphnia pulex (common water flea) is the source of this 1003-nucleotide messenger RNA. RefSeq names its product iodotyrosine deiodinase 1-like (gene Iyd). Gene Ontology annotation, molecular function: oxidoreductase activity. The record is from RefSeq and is a predicted model, not a curated record. The transcript is spliced from 4 exons. Lineage: Eukaryota; Metazoa; Arthropoda; Branchiopoda; Diplostraca; Daphniidae. The coding region runs from base 2 to 904 and encodes 300 amino acids.